Molecule: messenger RNA, 2220 nt
Organism: Panicum hallii
Lineage: Eukaryota; Viridiplantae; Streptophyta; Magnoliopsida; Poales; Poaceae
Product: cytosolic sulfotransferase 15-like
Exons: 1
Coding region: 1258-2115 (285 amino acids)
Biological process (GO): sulfation
Cellular component (GO): cytoplasm
Molecular function (GO): sulfotransferase activity
Source: RefSeq, a predicted model, not a curated record
GCUAUAAAAUAGCAGCUUAUUUCAGCUUAUUUUCGGCAAUCGAGCUAACUACCCAUCGAACUUUGUAAUAUUUACCCGCCACUGCCAUUACAAUGAACGAAUCGUUUUUUCUUUUGUUUUGACCGACGCCUCUUGAUGCCCGGCGACUGCCCCUCCAUCUGUUCUUCCCCAAAUCAAGAGCGUCCAAGCUUUGGCUUACCAGGAUUCGUUGAAGACGAGGAGCGGGGUAGUCGGCGGGCAUCGCGGCUGGUGUCCCGCAUGACACCCAGGCUGCGGCGGCCGCCAGCCCCGGCGGCGCGGCCCGGAGAGGCUUGGCUGCUGUGGCCACCACCCUCGGUGGUGCGCUCCGGUGAUGUGCAGGCGCCGCACCCAGCAUGUGGCGGCCAGCGGGCGCGCUGCCCGGCGCGGUGUGCUGGACCUUGGCCUGCACAGCGCCCAAGGCCCGAAGCUAGGGCGGAGGAUCUGUAGCGCGCGGCGGCCUGGUCCGGGAUAGACGCGGCGAGCUGAUCCAGCAUGGGCGCGUUGAGCUGGUCUGCCGCCGGUGGGUGCGUAUGUGAAUUGUUGUUCUAGAAUUUCUCAGAUUCUUGCUUUGUCACUUUGAAUCCAAGACAGCAAGCACAGCUAGCUAGCAGCAGCAAGCACGACGAGCAGCUAGCAGCAGGAAAAGCGCAAGCACAGCCAGCAGCUGUAGAAGAACAUUACAGAUAGUACUCAUUCAAAAAUAAUAAUCCAAAUCAUUAAUAAUCUAGUUUGCCAAACAGUUCACAGCUUAUUUCCCUCCAUCUCCUAAUAAUCUAGAUUAUAUAAUCCACUACCAAUAAGCUAGAUUAUAUAAUCUUUAGGGGAAACAAACAGAGCCUUAAGCUAAUCUUUCUAAAAUAGAAGUAGCUAAGAGAUACAUAUAAAGAACGCUAGUUGCGUCUCUAUUUACGUGCACGCCAUGUGCAUCAUAUAGGGAAGAUAGCAACCGUGGAGUUCGUUGACUCCAUCCCAUAUGUUGUAACUACAAAGAUGCUGCUCUGCUAAGGGUUCCCGUGCCGAAACCCACCAUCUGCGAAGGCCUUGUCUUCCUCUUCGCAAACCUCUCCCUUGCAGGUUGAGCAAGAAGCCCGUGCAUAAGCGGAAACCAACCCAGAACUCUACCAGCAUUUCGCCAACCUGGUCUCCUCCUUGCCGAGCUCAGAAGGCUUGUCCCACAACCAGUUCUACCGCCAUGACCAAGGUUGGUACUCCAGCCUGGUGCCCAUAGUCGGCGCCAUGGUCGCCGACGCGUGCUUCACCGCGCGGCCAUCGGACAUCGUCGUCGCCACCCUGCCCAAGUCCGGCACCACGUGGAUCAAGUCGCUUCUGUACGCCAACGUGCACCGGAGAGAGCACCACCCCGCCACCGCCGCCGACAACCACCCUUUAAUCUCCGUCGGCCCCCACGGGUGCAUCAAGUUCUUCGAGUACCAGCUCUACACGAGGAACAGGGUCCCGGACCUCGACAAGCUCCCGGACCCAAGGCUCUUUGCGACGCACCUCCCGUUUGUGUCGCUGCCGAGGACCAUUGCCACAUCGGGCAGCAAGAUCGUGUACGUGUGCCGCGACCCCAAGGACCACCUGAUCUCUCAGUGGGACUUUGCGAACAAGUUCAGGGUCAUGAACCAGCUCGAGCCCCUCUCGGUGGAGACCGCCGCCGAGCUGUUCUGCGCCGGCUUGUCGCCGUUCGGGCCAUACUGGGACCACGUGCUCGGGUACUGGCACGCACACCUGACGCGCCCCCAGCAGGUGCUCUUCUUCAGGUACGAGGAGAUGCAGAAGGAGCCGGCGGCGCAUGUCCGGAGGCUGGCGGAGUUUGUGGGCCAUCCGUUCGGUGUCGGGGAGGAGGAGGACGGCGUGGUGGACGCCAUUGUGAGGGUGUGCUCUUUCGAGCACAUGAGCGGGCUGGAGGUGACCAGGAGCGGCAAGACUGAUCUUGUCAUCGGCACGGUGGAGAACAGCUCCUUCUUCCGGCGUGGCGUGGUGGGGGAUUGGGCGAACCAUCUCUCGCCGGAGACAGCGCGGCGCAUCGAUGUUAUUACCGCGGCUAAGUUCAUGGGUUCCGGUCUUGUCUUAGCGUCUAACGGCCAGUAGUAGUUGCAGGUAGAAAUGUGUGCUUCCAGUAUAAUGCCAUGUGUGUAUGCUGGUACAAUGUGUAUAUAUGAAUAAUAAUCACGGCCAAAGUUGAUAGGUUCCAUC